AUGCCAAAGGAAUCAUCAAAAAAGAAAAAGACCAAUACUCGUAUUGAGAUUACUCGGGAGAUGAUGACCAAAUAUUUCUAUUGUCCCCAAACACUUGCAGCAAGAUUGCUUGGUGUGAGCAUCAGCACUCUCAAGAGAAGAUUUUAUGAUUUACACAUUGGCAGAUGGCCUUACCAAUGCAUUUCUCUCAAUGAGAGAAAGAGAUCCAUUUAUUUUCUCAUGAACGAAACCGAACCUGAGGAUGACAAGGAAUUGGAUGAAAAGACCCUAAUGUAUUUGAGACAUGCUUUUCGUGACGCAAGUAAGCCUCUCAGCCAUUCCAAUCCAAUGUUGAAUCCUGACCACCAUUCUCAACAACCACCUCCUACACAAUUUCACUUUUGCUCAUUUGUUGUUGAUGAUGGAUGUGGAAAGAUUAUGCCUACCACCAGCUUGAUUACGACCACUGCUGUGAGCACACCAACCAGUAGUGGCAGUAGUGGAGGAGGUCUUGAUGGUGCUUCUUCUGGAAGUGAGGGUAACAGUCGAAUGGCAAAGAUUGAGGUACAGCCACAUCUUGGAGGAGGCCUCUCUCCAUUGUUGACUGCUAAACAACAUGGCAAAAAGCAGACUCAGAAACAAGCAAGAAAAAACAAGAAGAGAGAAGAACAGAAGAAAUCUCAUCGAAUGGAAACUGAUGAGGUUGUUCUCAGUUCUCAAGGACAAACUCGUUCCGUAGCAGCUGCAUUGAACAUGACCGUCGAAGGAGACAAUCAUCCACCGUACUCGGGCCACCACUCCAUGACGCAAUCCAUGACCGCAAUGGGUGUGAGAUCUUGUGCGGUCAGUGGUGCUGGUAGUGGUGGUCUUGUAGAUCCUCAUCAACACCAUUAUUAA
Naegleria lovaniensis is the source of this 876-nucleotide messenger RNA. RefSeq lists its product as uncharacterized. The record is from RefSeq and is a predicted model, not a curated record. NCBI's taxonomy places the organism in Eukaryota, Heterolobosea, Eutetramitea, Acrasida, Naegleriidae. Bases 1 to 876 code for a protein of 291 amino acids. The transcript has 4 exons.